Molecule: messenger RNA, 1548 nt
Organism: Penicillium odoratum
Lineage: Eukaryota; Fungi; Ascomycota; Eurotiomycetes; Eurotiales; Aspergillaceae
Product: WD domain protein
Exons: 1
Coding region: 1-1548 (515 amino acids)
Molecular function (GO): protein binding
Source: RefSeq, a predicted model, not a curated record
AUGUGUGUCAAAGGUUUGUUAAGUUAUUUUUUCUUUGUGAGAGAGCUCAAGGUCGCUGAUUCUUCCAGCUUAUCCCGCCGAUUCCAUGCUCUUGGUGGAGACUCCGAACUCUGGAAGCGACAGUACUACUCGCAGUGGGUGCGACCUCGUGCCCUUCGUCUGGCUAAUAAAAGACGCACCAUAUUACCAGCUCGGGCAGAGUAUUCACCUAAAGUAUCAACCUGGCUCGAUCACAGCCAUCUAGCUGAAGAGGGAAGGGCGACCAAUUGGAAACGACAAUAUCGCCUACGACAUAACUGGUCCAACGGAUCCUGUCGAGUGACUGAAGUCGAAUUUAUUGAACCAGCAUGCCCUCCUGUGCUAGUCAAACUCUGUGCUGGUAUCGUCUUUACCGCUGAUGCUGCUCGUGGGCUUCGAGCGUGGGCCGCACAAGAUCCAACCAGCUGCUUAUGUGGCAUCUCAUUCUCAGACCCAGAGCCUUCUACGACUCGCCCAACCUCUUUGGCUGUGAGCCAGCUGCCAGAUGUGCAAGAUAUUGUAGUAGGAUUCGAGAAUGGCCGCUUCAGUCGUUACGAGUUUGAUGCUCGGACAGUUCGGUUGAGCUUAAGAUCCUCCCACGUUGGAUUCGGAGAUGGCGCCAUCACCGCCAUGGCUUUGUCAUCGCCUUAUCUUUUGAUGGUCUCCCAGCAUAAGAUGCUUUCUUUAUACAAAUUGCGCCCCCGUUCCACCGGUGGCAAAGAUCAAGAUGCUGUAGGACCGUGUGAAAUCGUGUCCCUCCAAGCGGAAAACAUGAUCGCCCCAAUGACUCUCUCGCUUCGCGUUUCGACAUUUGAGAUAGUGGCCACCGUUGUAUACAGCUUCUAUCACAUUGGGUGUGGGUGGUCGCUGGGGAUUCAAGAGCUGCGUUUCAACAAAGAUGGUCAACAGUUAGAGUCCCGGCUUACCAGCACAGUGGAUUCCCAGUAUGGCAUCCGUUCCCUUCCGAGUUCUUUACAAUCCAGUAAACGGCAGCAUUCUGCCACCGUUGAUCUGACCUCCCCUUCUGAGGUCCGUACCGAGCCAUCCAUCUUGCACCAGCAGCCGCCAACAUCCAUGUCUUAUUCCCAUCCAUACCUGCUGACGUCACACGCGGAUAAUACGUUGACCAUGUAUUUGCUUGUGUCGAAUUCUAACAGUCUUUUUGUUCGAGGUGGCCAGCGACUCUGGGGUCACACGUCCUCGGUCUCUGCAGUCCAGGUGACCAACCGAGGGAAGGCCGUCUCUGUGAGCUCGCAGGGUAAUGAGAUUCGAAUUUGGGAGCUUGAGACAACCGUUUCUUCCCUCGGCACUCAUAAUUCCUUGAAAGAAGAGAGCAGCAUUCAAGUCAAUCCUAACAAUCGAGGCCUAGAAAGCAAAGUGGGUGCUCAAGAGAUCGAUGAGUUGGAUCUUGUUUCUAGGACAAAUUGUGGCUGCAUACAUGAAUGUGUUGGCUUCGAUGAGGAAAAAGUUAUCUUGCUCCGGGAGAAGAAGGUCGGCACUCAGCUACUAGAAUGUUACGAUUUCACAUAA